Molecule: messenger RNA, 2632 nt
Organism: Chironomus riparius
Lineage: Eukaryota; Metazoa; Arthropoda; Insecta; Diptera; Chironomidae
Source: the annotation of a GenBank genome assembly
CCGUUCAUUCAAAAAAUGAAAUUUCUCUAUUUGAAAAAUGAAAAGUUCUCAGUCUCACGGCGGAUGCGUUAGAGUGAACAUGCGCAAUUGACAAAAGUGAGUUAAGGAGAUUCAAAAAUUUAUUUUUUUUGCGUGUAAACAGGAGAGAGUGAGUGCGUGGCCUUAUAUCGAUUUUUUUGGUCUCAUGCGGUAAAGUUGUAAGGAAGUAAAAAAAUUCAAGAAUUUCAAAAAAAAAUGUGAAAUUUAUGACAGAAAAGUUGAAUAAAAUUAUUAAUAAAAUUUAGUGCUGAAAAAAACGUUUUGUUCGUCAAUUGCUGCAUUCAUUCAGAAUUGAUUGUUUAACAAAAGGAAGGCUUCAUUUGUGUCGUGAAAGGAAAUUCGUGUUUACUGUCUCUUUUCUAAGUAAAUUAUCGUUUUGAAAUCAUGAGUACUGAAAAAGAAAAUCACACAGAACCAGAGCCAGACCCGGCAGAAGAGGAGAAACAACCCGCAAUUGAACCUGAAAAAAAGACCUUGAAAGAUGUGGUUUUAGAAGGGUUGGAAGAGAAAGGAAAAGGAAAAGAUUUUUGGUUAUGGAUAAUGUUUAUACUUUGUAUAACACCUAACAUAAUCAAUGGAUUCCAUGUGUCAUCAUAUGUGUUCCUGAGUAAAAUGCCAGUAGAAUAUUUCUGUGUAGUUCCAGCCUUAAAUCAUAAGAAUUGGAGCUAUGAACAAAUUAGAGAAAUUGCAAUUCCAGGAGGAUUAAAUGUUAGCCAAAGUUGUAAUGUGUACAAAUGGGACUAUGAUAAGCUUGCUGAUUUAAGCUUUGAACAAGCAAAAAUUUAUCUAAAUGAUAAAGAUAAACCAAAGACUGCAUCUUGUUUUGAUAUGAAGGAACAGGAUGACGAUUAUGCAUUCCACUAUGAGCAAGAAAAAGAUGCUAGUUUUGUGCCUGAAUGGAAUUUGGUAUGCGAGAGGAUGGCAUAUCGCUCAAAUGUUCAAGUCGCUCUCUCUAUCGGUAAAUUUGUUGGUGCAUCAACAUUUGGCAUCAUAAGUGAUAAGUACGGAAGAAAAGCUUGCUUCAAUUUAGCGGCGGUUUUAUAUAUUUUAUCAGGUCUUUUGACAACCUAUUCGCCAACAUAUUUGCUGUUGAUGCUAGGACGUAUAGGUUUAGGAUUUUGUGGAUCUGGUGUCUUUUACUCAUUAUUCACUCUCAUAACGGAGAAUACAGGACAGAAAUAUAGAUCGAGUUUGUCAAUAGCAUAUAAUUUCAGUUAUCCCGUCGGAUUUCUUUUCCUCGCAGGAGCUGCAUAUAUAUUCCCAGCAUGGCGUGAUUUGCAACUUGCAUUGACAAUACCAUCAUUCCUAUUAGUUAUUCAUAUUAUAUGGCUAGUUGAAUCACCUCGAUAUCUCAUAAGUAAAGGAAAGUACAAGAAAGCUUACAAAAUGCUUUAUCGUAAAAAGCCAGCACCAGAUUUUUUGCUAGAGUUACAAUGUGAAAAGGAAGGAGUUGAAAUUGUGGACGCUCCCAGUGAGAAAAAAGAUGUUGAAGCAAAGUCAUGCAAUGAAAAAAUUCGUGGAUGGUUUCAAGAGCUUAUAAAACUUUACGGGCCUUCCAGUCUCAGGAACAAAGCACUGAUUUGCCAUUUUACAUGGUGUGUAACAUCAUUAACAUAUUACAUGUUGUCAUUGAAUGCUGAAAACUUCAAAGCAAAUAUUUACGUAUGGACGGGAUUAACAGGAACAGUUGAUAUAUUCGGAUAUAUUGUGUCAAUUUUCAUACUGAAAUUCUCAACAAGAAGACUGUCACAAUUCACACUUUUUGUUCUUGCCGGUGCCUUUCUACUUGCAGUUUUAGGCGUCUCAAAGGAUAAAGAAAUUGUACUGUUAGUAUUGGCAAUGAUGAGUCGUUUUUGCAUAACAUCAGUUUAUGCAAUCAUGACAUUACAUACAGCUGAAAUGUUUCCGACAGAAAUUAGAAAUUCUGUGUUGGGAAUAAGCUCAACAGCUGCACAUUUUGGUUCAUUCUUUGCUCCAUAUAUUGUUGAUCUACUCGGUCCAUGGGCCUGGUAUAUACCGACAACAAUAUGUGGAACACUCAUCGUUCUUGCUGGAUUCUUGAUAUUAUUCCAACCGGAAACAAAACACACUGGUCUUACCGACCAUGUUAACGAAGAUGCAAAAGAGGAGUCAGACAUUGAAAUGAAUAAGAAGGAAUAAAAGAUUUAAAAUUAUAAAAAAAAAAAAUCAUCAUCUAAGAUAUUGCAUCAUUUUUUAUACUUUUAAACAAUAAUUUAGAUAGCAUUUUUCAAGGAAAUUCAAAAAAUUUUUUUUUAUAGGCUUGAAACAUUAUUCGUGUUGGUAAAUUCAUAAAUUUGUCUUCAGUAACCUGCUUGAUUAGCUCAUAUGAGAAUGUAUGCUAAAUUUCAAAAAUAGAUAACUUGAACAAUUGCUGGUUUCAAAGCAGAAUAAUUAAAUGAUUCAAAUACAACUCAUUAGAGAUUUUAAAAGAAUUUAAGAAAUGCAGACACGAAUAAAGUUCAGUUGUUUUUAAAUUUAUAAUUUUUAUACCUGCAUGUUAUGCAAAAUUUAAUCGCUUUAUUUUGAAUAAAAUAUUUUAAUUCAGAAAUAAACGUACAAAACAUUAAACCAG